AUUGCACUCCAGUACUGCACGAAACCCGCUGGACAAACAGUACCCACAUUCUGACCUCGAGGUACCUUAACCGAAACGAAAUAUCCUCUUAGAUAUGCAAAUUACCUGUGCUUUCUCAUUAGAAACGUAGGUCGAUUUUGGAAAUAUGGCAAAAGCAUUCGGAUAUCUACUAGCGCUGCUAGGAAUAGCUACAAUUAAUGUUUCAGGGGAGAAGAAAAUCAACACCUUGUGCUAUGGCCUACCAACUUACAUUACACAGACGCCUAGACCAUUUACGUGCAGAUUGUGGCAACCGAACUGGGCAUCAGAGACGGUUUUUGAACUGACUUUUCUCCAUUGCCAAGAAAUACCAACUGUCCAACUGUUCAUCAGGAAUUUCUACGGAGUCGACGAGAUAAACACGUAUUUCAAUCCCAAGUACAAAAAGAUCAAGACUAGACUGUACACGGGUGUCUUGGCAAGACUGGAUCUGGACUUCAAAAUCGUGAAAGGAAACAAGAAAAUAGGUGUCAGGCCUAGCGUUCGGGUUUUGGUUUAUCUCGUGCCAGAUCACAAAUUUUCCCCAGAGAAGCGGCUUCUUCUAACUGGAGUGUAUUAUAGUGACAUAAAGGAUGACUGCAGCUUCUAUGACUCAAUGUCACUUCAUUCAAAAAUUUUCGCGGCUCUCGGUCUGGUAGCUGGCCUCAUUAUCAUACCAAUAGUUGUCACGAUAAUAAGACGGUGGCACAGGAACAGAGGAAGCGGUUCACAGAAGAAAACCUUCUGUGUUUGGUUCUUCAAGUGUGAUCAAGGCCUAGAGCAUACUGGAAGAAACGGGUUCGUGUUACGAGAUAUGAAUGGACAUGCAGCCACAGACAGGUUGAUUUAGUAAAUUGAUUCAGGUGGUUCGGGUAAACAUGACAAAUAAUCACGAAGUGACGUCACUGUUUGGUGUAGGGCUCAUUGCCUCUAUGAGGCCUGAUGUCCUGUCAUUUGGUCAGUUGUUGACAAGCUGGGACAUAAAGAGGACCCUUACAAGAAACAAUGUUGAGUAAUAUGGUAGAUACUAGCUUGAGAUAUUCAACAUAAUUUCUCUCUUCUGCAAUCUGAAUCGAUGCUGAGAAAUCAUGUAGAUAUUCCGAGGCAUUUGCUGAUUACGAGGCAUUAACAGCAAAAGCAUACCACGAGGUCGGGAAUA
Rhopilema esculentum is the source of this 1177-nucleotide messenger RNA. RefSeq lists its product as uncharacterized. NCBI's taxonomy places the organism in Eukaryota, Metazoa, Cnidaria, Scyphozoa, Rhizostomeae, Rhizostomatidae. The record is from RefSeq and is a predicted model, not a curated record.